Messenger RNA from Stegastes partitus (bicolor damselfish), 1621 nucleotides. RefSeq names its product cilia and flagella associated protein 157 (gene cfap157). Gene Ontology annotation, molecular function: microtubule binding. The transcript is spliced from 9 exons. Gene Ontology annotation, cellular component: ciliary basal body; cilium. Lineage: Eukaryota; Metazoa; Chordata; Actinopteri; Pomacentridae. The record is from RefSeq and is a predicted model, not a curated record. Bases 1 to 1521 code for a protein of 506 amino acids.
AUGCCCAAAAAGAAGGAGAAGAACUCCGGCGAGAAACAAGACGAAACCAAGAAAACACCGAAAAAGGAUAAUUCUGCGACUCCUGCAGUUAAAACCGGUCUUGGCGACAAAGAGAAGGAUUUAUAUCUGACACAGAUAAAAUAUUUGACCGACCAGUUGGAGCAAUAUCAGCUGAAAUGUGAGGAACUUGAAAGGCAGAAGAAACACUUAAUCUCACAGAGCAGCACACUGGAGACGGAGAAGAAGGACAUAGUUGAGUACCUGAAACGCUCCCUGCUGGAGAAGGAGGACGAGGUGGACGAGCUGUCGGAUCGGCUGGAGAAUCAGCGACAGGCAGCGGAUCAGGAUAAAGAAGCUCUGCAGCUGCAGCACAGCCAGCAGAGGCAGGAGCUCCAAGAGCGACUGGAUGAACUUAUGAAAGAAAACCUGACACUUGAGGAGAAACUUUCUAGUCUGGAGGAGUUUCAGAGGCAGAAGGAGGAGCUGACGUCCAACAUGGAGUCUCUGGAGAAGCAGCUGGAGGAUCAGAAAGAGAAGCACAAAGACGACGUUCACAACCUGGAGAUGAAAGUUCUGCUGGAAAAGAGGAGACUGGAGAAGGAGAUGGAGAGCCAUGUGGCGGCGAUGGCGGCUGAAGUGCAGCGGCUGGUGGACCAGAAGCUUCCUGAGACGACCAGGUCGGUGCUGCAGGAGAACGUGGAGGUGAAGAACCGUCUUGGCCUGCUGUCAGAGCAGACGCAGGUCCUGAUGGAGGAGAACGCUGCCCUGAAGGGUCGCAAGGGUCGGCUCAGUGUGGACGUGGACAUCCUGGAACAAAUGCUGAGCGAGACGUCACGCACGAGCUGCAUCCGCAAGAAGGCGGUGGAGCAGCUCACAGAAAAGUGUCAGCAGCUGCAAACAGAACAGAAAGACUGGAUUCAACAGCUCCAGCAGCUUCGCACUGAACACACAGCAGUCCUGGCUGAGGUGGAGGAGCUCAGACAGAACCGGGCCUUGGUGUCGGAGCAGUGCAGUAAAAACAGAGCCGAGGUGAGUCGUCUGGAGGUGGCGCUGCAGGAGGAGAGGAGGAGGAGGAGCAGGAUGAAGAGCAUCAUGCAGGAAGCGGCUGACACUCUCAGACAAGCCCUGAUGGAGGCGCCGACCGAUCAGGACUCAGAGCAGAAGAGGCUGAUGCAGAAGCUGCUGGUGGUUUUGGACAGAUGCAAGUUCACCAGCUCCACCGCAGAGAGCGACCAACUGAAUGAGCUGCAGAACUCCGACUCUGCAGCAGCCAAAAAAUUAACUCUGGACCCAGAGUUGAGUUUCCAGCUCCAGCUGGCCCGCUACAGGCCCGGAGACCUCGGCUUUAUCCCCCGUCCUGCACCCAAACACAAAACCACGCUCUCCAGGACGGGACUUAUGUCCAGCAGCACCCAUGUUCCUCUGUACAGGAAACCUUCCAGUCAGAAGACGCUCAGCUCUGUCAACCUGACCGACUCUGCUGUCGGAUUCUUGAUCUCCAAACACUCCAAACUCAAAUGACAAAAACUCAUUUCCAGCAGCACUGUCGACAUCUUUAUGUCAGAGCAAAAACUAUAUUUCGAAGAUAGACUGUCGUGACCUAUUGUCCUUUGCAAAAUAA